CGGAGGCUGCGGGGUGAAACUUUUGUCUGUGUUCCAGGUUCAGCUGCAGUUUUUCGGCUCAGAGACGCGGCGGGAUGUUUUACUUCCACUGUCCGCCUCAGCUGGACGGAGAGUGCUGUCGGUCCAACACAUUAAAUUCUAGCGGGUUCGGUAACCACACCCCGGCUGAUUUUGAUGAUGGAUUUUUACGCAGGAAACAGCGACGGAACCGAACAACAUUUACUUUGCAACAGCUGGAGGCUCUGGAGUCGGUGUUCGCCCAGACUCACUACCCGGACGUGUUCACCCGCGAGGAGCUGGCCAUGAAGAUCAACCUGACGGAGGCCAGGGUGCAGGUUUGGUUUCAGAACCGCAGAGCAAAGUGGAGGAAGACAGAGAGAGGGAGCUCAGACCCUGAAGGAGGGAAGGAGCAGAUGAGUGAGGGCACUCCUCCAUCUCGCAGCCUCAACCCUCAGUCCCCAGCGGACCAGAGCAGAAAACAGAAAGAAACGCUGGAGAUGCAGCAGAGUAUCAACAGGACGGUCGGUCCCGGUGGUCCGUUCUUUCCAUCUUGUUUACCAGGAACACUCCUUAACUCUGCCACCUAUGCCCAGGCCCUCUCACAAGUCGCCACUCUGAAAGGCAACGGUUUGUGCUCCUGCUGUGUUUCUGACCCCAUGGGCUUGUCCUUCCUGCCGCCAUAUGGUUGUCAGGGCAACCGCACAGCCAGUGUGGCCGCCCUGCGCAUGAAGGCCCGUGAGCACUCGGAGGCUGUGCUGCAGUCUGCCAACUUGCUGGGUGCAGCAGCUGGACCCGGAGCCGGCGUUGGGGUUCUGUCUGGAGUCGGCGUCAGCACUGCCGGGGUGGUGAGGCCGGCCGCAGGUCCUGCCAUGGAGACAUCCGGCGCUGGCGUCCGACGGGGAGACAGCUCCAGUCCCAGUGCAGGCACAAAAGUCCCCAUCCUGGGUGGCAGUCCUGACAAACACCCUCACUGCCCCAAAGAGCAGCUGGAGAAAAAGUGAGGCGCUGGACACUGAUGUGGAUGUACUGAUAAUCUGUGUGGCCGUGCCUGUUAUUCCUUCCCUUCUCUGCUCUGAUGAGCAACUGAGCACAUGGACAGCUGGCUCCAGAAACAUUCUGGGACAGAAUGAGAUUACAUUGUAUGGAUGCUAACAUUAAAAUAUUUAUUUGACUGUAAAUUUUUAUCAUGAAAAAUGCUGAAUAGUUGGAGUUUUGCUAUCCUCAUAAAAGCACAACUGUGGUUUUGGAUCUAUAACUGUCUACAUGCACUCUUGGACUCUGUUAGAUGGACUGGCAUAGACGCUACAUGUGUGCAACAAAGGCCUAUUUGAUAAUGUGAAUUCAAGUAGUUCUGAUACCUCUUGCUUUCCCUAAGAGGACAUUUGCUUACAUUGUGAACGUUAAUGCAUGAAAACUGUGACUGUCGAACUAGUGGCAGGACUGACAAUUUUGCAGGACUUUGACAACACUUGGGCCAUCUCUCAUUUUUGAAGUGAAAGUGCACUUUAAUAUUAAUCAGCCAUUUUAAGCGUAAGCAUUGGUGUGCAAACCCGAGCCGGACUGAAGCACAGUCAGUGGCGGAGCAGCAGUUGUCCCCCGUACUCUGUUAGCACAUCUGUAGCGCCAGCAAACAGUCAACACACCAGUCCUGUUGUGACAUGUUCUUUAAAACAAUUAAAGAUGUAGUCGCUCGUGUACCUCUCCUGUUACCUCUCGCUCCAGCCAUCUGUUCUGAUACAUUAUUUAUCAGCUUCUCCUGAAGCCAAGAGUGGAGAGCAAUUGUGACUCUUAUUAUUUAUUUACUUUUAGGAAUAGUCUCUUCCUGUUUCUGAACAUAAAAACUCCAUUAAACAUAAUAUAUAUGCUAUUUAUCAAUCUUGAAUUUUGAUUUUUAAAAACCAUAAUUUCCUGUCACCUCAGGGAUUUUCACAUCGUAGAUUAUCACAGGCGAUCCAGUUGCUGAUUCAUUAUUCCUAAAUAUCUCUCCACAUUAGAAUGACUCUUGAAUAAAAGAUCAGCUGAUCAGAUUGAGAAAACUAAACCGCAGAGCGCACAACCAGUAGUUUGGCUGAUUCAAUUUGCGUCCUUGAGGAUUUUCAGGAAAUUACUUUUGAUAGUCAAUAACACAAUUAAGUAAACUACACACACAUUAUCAUGAAUAAUUGAUGAGAAAUUAUGUAUUACCAUGAAGUACUGGUUCAAUAAUUGAUGAGGCGACACCCUGGUGACAUGGAAGAGGGAGAUAAUGUCAGAAGUCGUGCCAGGUUGUACUCACAGCACUCACGCUCUCUCUUUUUUUUCCUUCUUCUUUUUUUAAUGCUAUUGUGUGUGCAUGAUGUAAAUAUCUCAUAAUACCAAUAAAGUGAUGCGUUU
This is a messenger RNA of Cololabis saira (Pacific saury), 2373 nucleotides long. It is a transcript of the gene drgx, whose product is annotated as dorsal root ganglia homeobox. Gene Ontology annotation, molecular function: DNA-binding transcription factor activity, RNA polymerase II-specific; RNA polymerase II transcription regulatory region sequence-specific DNA binding. The record is from RefSeq and is a predicted model, not a curated record. NCBI's taxonomy places the organism in Eukaryota, Metazoa, Chordata, Actinopteri, Beloniformes, Belonidae. The transcript has 6 exons. The coding region runs from base 75 to 1001 and encodes 308 amino acids. Gene Ontology annotation, biological process: regulation of transcription by RNA polymerase II.